Messenger RNA from Hypoxylon trugodes, 2116 nucleotides. Its product is annotated as FAD/NAD(P)-binding domain-containing protein. NCBI's taxonomy places the organism in Eukaryota, Fungi, Ascomycota, Sordariomycetes, Xylariales, Hypoxylaceae. Gene Ontology annotation, molecular function: N,N-dimethylaniline monooxygenase activity; flavin adenine dinucleotide binding; NADP binding. The transcript has 4 exons. The coding region runs from base 486 to 2093 and encodes 535 amino acids. The record is from RefSeq and is a predicted model, not a curated record.
UCUUUUGUCUGUAACCCAACUGUAUAUAGGUAUUGGUAUUAAUACCGAGGAAUUUCAGGAUCGCGAUUACCAUGCAUCUCCCUUCCUAGACUCUCACGAAUACGGUUAACUAAUGCAGGCACAACGUAUAUAAUGGUCUAAAUGGCCCGUGCCUAUACACAGUUAGCUUCCUUACCCCUUCACAUGUCAGAAAGUUGAGUUUCCGUCAUUCCCGUAAUGCUGGACGUUGUUAAGUGACGUAAUAGACAGGGUUACCCCGAUUUUAGAUCUUGACUGGAUCCGGUGAAGCUUCUCGUCAUUGAAGCGUCAGUGAAGAAGGUACUCUAGGUAAACCGUAUUAUUAAAUUUGCUUCGAUUGAUUUAUUAAAGAUUUGAUUCUCAUGGUCUUUUCUUCUUUCGAUGUUUUUUAAGCACACAUCUCUUUAGCUUUAUUGAUAGCUUCAUAUACGGCGUUCAAAAGUGAUCCUUCGUUCUGAUGAUCCGUCAUGGCGUCGACAUCCGAAUUUCAACGUCAACUCAAGAAUUUGCAUAAUCCGGUUGCUCAUCCGUUCCAAUUCAUAUCCGAUAUACUCCAAUGGCAAUUUCAAUUUUUCUUUAACAUCUUCCAAUGGUUCGCCAACUUAUUCUUCUCCCCAACUCCUCCGGGGCCGAGCACCCGGUUAGGAAGACCUAAAGUUGCCAUCAUUGGUGCUGGUAUUACCGGAGUGACAUCCGCAGCUCAUUGUAUUGGUCAUGGAUUUGACAUUGAGAUUUUCGAGGCGGGAGAUAAGAACAGCCUAGGGGGUAUUUGGAGCAAAGUCAACAACACCUCUAGCCUCCAAAUCCAUUCGUUUAUGUACCGGUUUCACCCAUCUAUAAAAUGGCGUCAUGGGUACCCGGACCGACAGCAGAUCAUUAGCCAGGUUACUCAACUAUGGGAGCGAUACGGCCUGGACACGAGAACCAAAUUCAAUACCAAGGUGGACAAAGUAUACCAAGAUGCUAAGGGCCGCUGGGUUAUUAACAAUCCUGCCAACGGUAGAUUCGAAGGUGUCAUCGCUGCUGUAGGAACUUGUGGUGAUCCCAAGAUGCCUCGUAUGGAUGGCAUGGACCAAUACAAAAACCCAAUCUACCACUCAAGCCAAUUGACUGGAGUUAAUGCCUCGGGCAAGUCGAUGAUCAUCAUUGGUGGUGGCGCAUCAGCAGUUGAAGCUCUAGAAUAUGCUUCCGAAGAGGGUGCAUCGAAGGUUUAUAUCCUAUCUCGUAGUGACAAGUGGAUUAUUCCCCGUAACUGGAUUAUCGAUAUUAUCCUCUCUUUGAAUAUCUGGGGGCAGGAGACAAUGCUAUCCGCUAUUCCGGAGGCGCUGCUGAAGAAAUUCUUCUACCGAGACUUGCAGGAUUUGGCUCCAAAUGAUAAGGGCAUAUUUAUGGAUACUCCUAUGGUCAAUUCCGAUGUCAUGGACAAGCUCCGUUCCGGGCAAGCUGAGUGGAUACGAUGCGAUAUCGAGAACUUUACCGACACGGGUGUCCUUGUCAACAAGAGGGAUAAAGGAGUACCUAAGGGAGGUCCUGGUAAGCCGGUGAACAUUGAAGGCGACAUGGUGGUUAUGGCGACUGGAUACAAGAGACCUUCAUUAAGUUUUCUUCCCGAUGAUUGCUUCAAGGAGCCAUAUGGACCGCCAAACUGGUACCUUCAAACAUUCCCUCCACAACACCCGUCUAUUUCGGCCAUAAAUUGCACAUAUCUCUCGGCAAUCGGCACUGUUGGUAAUUGGCAUAUCGGCAUAUACACACGAAUCCUUCUCAUGUUCCUCGUGGACCCCUUAACCCGACCAGCCACAUUCUGGAUGGAGCGUUGGAUCGAUAUGACCAAGAUUUUGAAGGCGACUUCCCCAACAGGAGCUUUUGAUUUCUUCACAUAUCUUGAGCUGCUCUGGUGGUUCUUCUUCUGCGUCACCGUCAACCCGUUCCGAUGGAAGUGGGCAUUGUUCGUCUUCUGCGGGUUGGGCUUCGCACUACCUAAGCAAGUGGUAGAGGCCGAAGAUCAUAUCCGCAACGGUUUCGGAACGGCCGAAGCCGACCAGGGAGGUAGAGAUGUUGGUAGAAGUUUCUAGGGGGAUGGCAUGAGCGCCUCUCU